Messenger RNA from Ectocarpus sp. CCAP 1310/34, 252 nucleotides. The record is from the annotation of a GenBank genome assembly. NCBI's taxonomy places the organism in Eukaryota, Phaeophyceae, Ectocarpales, Ectocarpaceae.
AUGGAUUCCUUCACCUUCCAGCUGUCGUAUUUUGGAGGAUCUUCGUCGGUCACCAGUCUGCGCUCGGCCGCGAACAAGACGAAACAAAGCGGGCAGCGUGUGGACCUUAUGCACUAUCACAUCACCGCCAGGGGCCAGUACUGGGGCACUUGGAAUGAGGCGGAAACGUACUACCGAGACAUCAUGCGGAAUCCUGACGAUAUAAACUUCGUCACGGUACUUCGUGAGCCUCGCUCGCACCUUCUUAGGUGA